AAGUCCCGGAUGCGGAAGUGCCCGCUCAGCUUCCGCUUUCUUCACAGAGGUAUCGCUGUUGUGGGUUGGAGCGCUCUGAGGCCGGCCCGGAACCAUGCCUCGCAAAAUUGAGGAGAUUAAAGACUUUCUGCUGACAGCCAGGAGGAAGGACGCAAAGUCCGUCAAGAUCAAGAAGAACAAGGACAAUGUGAAGUUCAAGGUGCGCUGCAGCCGGUACCUCUACACCCUGGUCAUCACGGACAAGGAGAAGGCCGAGAAGCUGAAGCAGUCCCUGCCCCCAGGUAUCCCUUGGCCUCUGGAGGGAAGUGUCCCAGGUUUUUGGGGGGGCAACAGGCUGGAUGGAAGUGGCCCCAGUGGGACACGAGCCCUGUCCCACCACGUGUCACCCGUCAAGAUCAAGAAGAACAAGGACAAUGUGAAGUUCAAGGUGCGCUGCAGCCGGUACCUCUACACCCUGGUCAUCACGGACAAGGAGAAGGCCGAGAAGCUGAAGCAGUCCCUGCCCCCAGGUCUGGCGGUGAAGGAGCUGAAAUGA
Calidris pugnax (ruff) is the source of this 535-nucleotide messenger RNA. RefSeq names its product ribosomal protein L38 (gene RPL38). Bases 95 to 535 code for a protein of 146 amino acids. Gene Ontology annotation, cellular component: cytosolic large ribosomal subunit; ribosome. Lineage: Eukaryota; Metazoa; Chordata; Aves; Charadriiformes; Scolopacidae. Gene Ontology annotation, molecular function: structural constituent of ribosome. Gene Ontology annotation, biological process: translation; protein-RNA complex assembly. The transcript has 6 exons. The record is from RefSeq and is a predicted model, not a curated record.